Xenopus laevis (African clawed frog) is the source of this 2157-nucleotide messenger RNA. RefSeq names its product family with sequence similarity 83 member A S homeolog (gene sack1a.S). Bases 251 to 1585 code for a protein of 444 amino acids. NCBI's taxonomy places the organism in Eukaryota, Metazoa, Chordata, Amphibia, Anura, Pipidae. The transcript is spliced from 4 exons. Gene Ontology annotation, molecular function: protein kinase binding. The record is from RefSeq and is a predicted model, not a curated record. Gene Ontology annotation, biological process: epidermal growth factor receptor signaling pathway; signal transduction. Gene Ontology annotation, cellular component: cytoplasm.
CUGCUGUGAUAUAAGCAGAGCCGUCACUCCUCUCCAAGCAGAGCUGCCCAUUCUCAUUGUUUACAUUAUCUGCACUCAAUGAAGGUGCCGCUGAACUCUGCUUCUGAGCCCCAGCCAAUAGCCACAAUCCCAGGAACGGAGCAGUGAACAGAACUUUAGUGGAACCGCAGAGCAGCGGGAUAUAUCUCACCACCUUUGAUCUUGCACAGCAAGUUUUUUGCACAAUUAGGUUUCUCUGCAUCUCAGGAACAUGAACAGAUCCAAAACCUUUGGCAAAAUCAGGAAAAGGCUAGAAGAAGCCAAAAACAAAUGGGCCCGACUGAGCAAAGUAGAUUACAGCUACAACGAGAGCGCCCGGUUUGCCACCGAUGCUCUUUUGGACGGUGGGGUGGAAGGCUACCAGAAAGUCCUCAAUGAAGAAGGAGAGGUGGACUUUCUCUCUGGAGAUGAGGUCCAGUAUAUAAUGAAGAACAUUAAGGAGCCCAUGUAUUCUAAUGAUAACCAGACAGAAGGGGAGAAUGGUUUGGUGGUGGUCAAUGGAAACAAAUCAGAGUGUUUCUACCCUAUGAACUCAGAUAAGAGUGAGCAUGUGUCUCCGUUACACAACUGGAGCGCAGAGGAGAAGCCGUAUCUGAAGGACAAGUCCAGUGCCACCGUCUACUUCCAAACAGACAAAACCAACAACGUCAGGGAAACCAUCCGCCGAUGCAUUCACAGAACUACCCAGGUUUUGGCUAUACUGAUGGAUGAGUUCACAGAUGCUGAAAUUUUCUGUGAUGUGCUGGAGGCAGCAAACAAGAGGAACAUAUUUGUCUACUUGCUCCUCGACGCAAACAAACUGCAUCUCUUUACCCAAAUGUGCGAAAAACUGCAAGUUAGAGAUCUUCAUAUGAAGAAUAUUUCCGUGAGAAGUGUCACUGGAGAUGUUUACUGUGCCAAAUCUGGCAGGAAAUUUGCAGGUCAAAUUCAUGAAAAAUUCAUCAUAUCCGACUGGAGAUGUGUCCUGUCUGGUUCUUACAGCUUCACGUGGCUCUCAGGCCAGGUCCACAGGAACUUCUUGUACAAGUUUUCUGGAGUUGUGGUAGAGCUGUUUGAUGAGGAGUUCAGGCACUUGUAUGGUUCAUCAAAGCCAGUCAUGGGUUUGAAAUCUCCAGCGCCUAUGGCUCCUGUCCUGAGGCGGGAGGACAGUGGAGUGAGUGUUAUGACUGAUAGCACCCCGGAAAGCAUUAACACCACCUCGGAACCAUUCAGUAGUACAUCAACUGCUAGCAUCUCAAAUGAUUCUCAUCGGCCCAAGUCUCCAGAGUCCACCACUCCAGUCCCGGCCUCUCCACCCAGGUCUCCUGUGACAUCUCCGCUACAAAGGAUGAAUUCAUUCCAUGGAUACCCUUCCCUGAUAUCUCCACCUCCUCAAAGCAGCUACCAGCCAAAUUACUAUCAAAGGAACUAUGCUCCAGACUCCCCAUCGUCCUUCAUUAAUAAUAACGCCAACAUUUAUAGGUCUUUCCGGAUGAGGCAAGACAACUUCAGCACACCAAGGUUUAAUCAAGGCUGGAGAUUAUUUUCUAGACCCACCAUGACCUAGUUUCAGGACUGCCUUGACCUUCGGUAAAAACAGACAAUAAGAGACAAUAUAUACUAAGAUACUGAAACUAGAUACCCAGUGAAAAGACAGGAUUAAGGAUAUCUCAUAGUGCUGCAAGCCAUACCAUUUGUUCAUACAAUUCUUCAUAUUUUUGUAAUGUUUCUGUAAACACUGUACAUUGAGAUAUUUUUGUAGCCUUUAAGGACAUAUGCUGGUGUGAGCAGAGCCACCUGGAUUAGUAUGUAAUGGUUUGAUUAUAUUCUACUAUAUAUUAACUAACUAUGCUUGUAAACAAUGGCACAUUAAAGGUAUUUGUCUACUGUAUGUGGAUUGGUGUUGCCUAUUGCACUUGCUUAUACCCUUGCCUUCCUUGACUGUUCAACACUUAGGGGCACAUUUACUAAGGGUCGAAUUUCGAAGUGAAAAAAAACUUCGAAAUUCGACCAUCGAAUUGCAGUAGUUCGAUAUUCGAAGUCAAAGUUUUUUUUUUAUCGAAUAUGGCCAUUUGCGAACUAAGUAAAAUCGCUCAAUUAAAUCCUCGAUUCGAACAAUUUAAUCGAUCGAUCAAACAA